Molecule: messenger RNA, 210 nt
Organism: Penicillium vulpinum
Lineage: Eukaryota; Fungi; Ascomycota; Eurotiomycetes; Eurotiales; Aspergillaceae
Exons: 1
Coding region: 1-210 (69 amino acids)
Source: RefSeq, a predicted model, not a curated record
AUGAUUGGGAUGCUUCGGGAGCCCAAGUCCCACGGAGCCUCAAAGGACCGCAAGGACCGCAACCCGCAAGGACCACAAAGCACCACAAGGACUUGGUUCCACUCAACUGAUGCACCGGACAUUUACUCUCCAUUAAUGGGGCCCCCCCCCUUUCCUCCAACCGCAAUUGGCCCUCACAAGUCUUCGGCUUUAAGCGACCCUGAUCCUUGA